UUUGCUCCUGGGACGAGGUCUACACCUGGAGGAAGAUCCUCAACAGCGGAACGUCGUAGCAACAGGCAAAACCUCGAAAGUCGAAGCUGCCACAGAGAUAAAAGCAUCGAAAGCUGCGGCGAUAGAUGCAAAAAGCAACUCCUCCUCGGAAGACGCUGCGGAAGUGCAAAAAGGUAGGACCGAAAUGAGCAAGAAUGCUACUUCUACCGGUGCCACAAAGACCAUAAAGAACUCGACUCUGCU
This is a messenger RNA of Amoebophrya sp. A120, 243 nucleotides long. The record is from the annotation of a GenBank genome assembly. NCBI's taxonomy places the organism in Eukaryota, Dinophyceae, Syndiniales, Amoebophryaceae.